UGCUUCAGUUUCCCCCUUACUAAAAGUAAACAGUACAAAUUUGUGAGGAGAAAGCAGUUAGUAGCCAUGUCUCGCUGUGUGAUAGCUGGUCUGGUUUUGCUGCUCUCAGCCACCUCAGUGGUUGGCACAGGAGGUGACUCAACUACUGAUAACUCUACUGAGUGUGUGAGUCAGCAGGAGCUGGCUGCUGUUAGGAAGCGAGUUGACCAGUUACACUCGCAGAUCCACUACUGGCAGAGCAUAAACAUCCGCAACAUUGUCCAGGACCACUGCUCCUCUCAGAAUACUGUGGAACUUCUGCCUACUUCUGAAGAUUGUGUGGAUUCUGCUCUGAUUGCUGUGUCUGUGGUAUCUCUCCUCCUGAUGGUCACUCUCACUACAGUUGUUGUGACUCAAUGCGUACUCAUCAUCAGAAUGAGGAGGUCUAGGAAAAACAACACUGAGACGUAUUAUGCCAGCCCAACCACCAACACCACUGAUGUGCCUAUCUACAGUAAUGCGGCAUAUUCACAGACCGGAGUAAUACCAACUGGGAAGAGUUUCAAAAGUGAAGAACUCGAGACUCAAUUGGCAACUAGCCAGGGAUAAUGUUUUGUAAUAUAAUAUAUACUUCAUGUGUUUUGCUGUUGCCUGCAGUGUACAACUGUGAUUAAAACUUUACUAGC
Geodia barretti is the source of this 665-nucleotide messenger RNA. Lineage: Eukaryota; Metazoa; Porifera; Demospongiae; Tetractinellida; Geodiidae. The record is from the annotation of a GenBank genome assembly.